Molecule: messenger RNA, 5341 nt
Organism: Bradysia coprophila
Lineage: Eukaryota; Metazoa; Arthropoda; Insecta; Diptera; Sciaridae
Product: phospholipid-transporting ATPase ABCA3-like
Biological process (GO): lipid transport; transmembrane transport
Cellular component (GO): membrane; intracellular membrane-bounded organelle
Molecular function (GO): lipid carrier activity; ATP hydrolysis activity; ATP binding
Source: RefSeq, a predicted model, not a curated record
GAGCGAUUAAACAGAACAAUUGAGCCCAGUAUAGAUUGACUUUUACGCGGUUCAACAUCGCUGAAAAGCCGAAAACAACAUAUACGACUAAUCGACUGUCGACUUUAUCUUGUGUAAAGAAUGGCAGCAACAGCCUGGGACAAGUUUUUGCUAUUGUCUUGGAAAAAUUGGAUCAUUCAGAUUCGUCAUCCAAUCCAGACGAUUUUCGAAGUUUUACUACCUAUUUUCGUUUGCGCUUUGCUCAUCGUUAUCAGAGGUUUAGUCGAUAUUAAGGAAUUCGACGAAGCCAAGCGAUACGAACCGGUAUCGGCGGUCAACAUUCCGGAUUCGACAUGGUUCAAUGGUGAUGUGAACCAUCAACUAUUUUAUUCUCCGACGAAUCCGGUACUGGAACGGAUCGUUGGCAAUGUGUCGGAGAAACUCGGUUUCACGUCGCCCGUCGUUGGAUUACCCAAUUCUUUGGAGUUACUGAAUGCGGCUCAGACUAGGCAGCCGUUUGCAAGUGUAGAAUUUGAGGAUGGAUUGCAGUCAAUCGACCAAUUACCAUUCAUCAUCAAUUACGCAUUGCGAUUUCCUGCUGAAUUAAGGCAAAACACAACAGUUGCUAAUGGUUUUUUCACUAAUUGGGCCACGAAUUUGAAACUCGGCAGCGAUUUUACCAUUGGACCACGUAAUAAAGACGACAACGAUGGCGGUGAGCCUCCCGGCUAUAUUCCCCAAGGCUUCAUUGCUCUACAAAAUCUAAUCGAACGGCAAAUUAUCCAAGAGGUGACACCCGGUGAUAUUCCAGAUGUUACCAUUCAACGUUUUCCGUAUCCGCCCUAUAUCGAAGACAUCAUCGGUUUCGUUUUGGAGUUUGCAUUUCCGUUUCUGUUUUUAAUCGCUUUCCUUUACAACUGCAUCAACAAUAUCAAGUACAUUACGGUCGAAAAGGAGUUGCAAUUGAAAGAAACAAUGAAAAUUAUGGGACUACCCUCUUAUAUGCACUGGAUAGCUUGGUUCACCAAGUGCAUGUUGUUCCAAGUGGUCAUCAUUACCGUACUGACCGUCAUGUUCAAAAUUCAAUUGACGAAAGGACUGGCAGUGUUUACUCACUCAAAUUGGCUGAUUGUUUGGAUAUUCUUUUUCCUAUAUUCCGUGGCAGCAGUCACCUACAGUUUUAUGUUCUCCACUUUCUUUAACAAGGCAAACAUAGCAAGUAUUGUCGGAGCGAUUAUGUGGUUUGUGCUGCUUCUUCCAUACAACUUAAUCGGUCAAAACAAGGACGCUGCACUCAGUGCAAAAUUAGCUUCUUCAUUGCUAUGCAAUUCCGGUAUGGGAUUCGGAUUCGCCGUCAUGAGCCAGUACGAAACUGCUGGCGUUGGCAUUCAAUGGCACAAUCUCUUUUCAACCGUUUCUCCCGAUAACAAUCUUACGCUGGGAGCGGUUAUGGUCAUGUUUAUUUUGGCAUCAGCAAUCCAAAUGCUAAUCGCUCUAUACGUGGAAAAGAUUAAGCCAGGCGAGUUCGGAGUGCCGGAGAAAUUCUACUUUCCAUUCACAGCGAAAUUUUGGACCGGUAAAGUAAACGCUGCCCCCAUCGAUCUGGAUUCGUUGCAUAAAGAUAAUUCCGAGUUUGAAGCGGAACCGCACGGACAAGUCGCAGGGAUUCAAGUGCGAGGAUUGCGGAAAGUCUACGCCAGAAAAGUUGCCGUUAAUAACCUGACAUUGAACAUGUAUGAAGAUCAAAUAACUGUGCUCCUUGGUCACAAUGGUGCUGGUAAGAGUACGACAAUGUCGAUGCUCACCGGCCUGUAUCAACCCACUUCCGGAACAGCUUACAUCAAAGGAAGCGACAUCCGAACUGACAUGAAUGCAAUACGAAGCUCGCUUGGAAUGUGUCCACAGCACAAUGUUCUAUUUAACGAACUGACGGUGAAAGAGCACAUUGUAUUUUUCAGCAAGUUGAAGGGAAUGAAAAAGCAGGCUGAUGUGGACGAACAAAUUCGAAAGUAUGUAAAUCUGUUGGAGUUGACGCCGAAAUUGAAUGCACAGAGUAAAACUUUAUCCGGAGGAAUGAAGAGGAAACUCUCUGUGGGUAUUGCUUUGUGCGGUUCAUCGAAAAUUGUUUUGUGCGACGAGCCGACUAGUGGCAUGGACCCUGCAGCUAGGCGAGCGCUUUGGGACGUUCUAAUUCAAGAAAAGAAAGGUCGAACCAUUCUGUUGACCACUCACUUCAUGGACGAGGCAGAUGUACUCGGCGAUCGUAUCGCUAUAAUGGCCGAUGGGGAUUUGAAAACCGUUGGCUCGUCGUUUUUCUUGAAGAAGAAGUUCGGAGUCGGUUAUCGGCUUGUUUGCGUUAAAGCCGCUGAUUGUGAUCCAAGUAAAGUCACCAGCCUUUUGGCGAGUCACAUUCCGGGAAUAGCCGUUGAAACCAACGUUGGAUCUGAACUAACGUAUGUGUUGAAGGAGGAGUUCGUAAGCCAAUUUCGAACAAUUUUUGCUGAUCUUGAAACGAAAUCGGCUCAGCUGAAUCUUACUAGUUUCGGUGUUUCGCUUACCACAAUGGAGGAAGUGUUUUUAAAAGUGGGAACGGAUACGAACCCUAUAUCAGAGUCUCCGGAACCAGAAUUGAAUGGAGAUUGUGAUAACAAUGGACAUGAUGAUGGAAAUGGUUUCCAUUCAACCAUUGAGUUGACAAAGGACGAGUCAAGGCUCGUUACCGGAUUCCAACUGCAAUGGAGUCAAAUCAGGGCCAUGGUCACCAAAAAAGUUCUCUACUCCAUUCGAAAUUACAUUCUACUGCUGCUGCAAUUUGUCAUCCCGGCACUAUUUAUCGUCAUCACAAUGUUAACGGAACAGAUGAACACCGGCGACAAAGAUUUGCCGGAGUUACCAAUUUCGUUCGGCGAAUAUUUGCAGACGGUUACGACAGUGGCACGCGGAACACUGGCUAGUGGAUCAUUGAUCGAAAGUAUCUCUACGAAUUACGAGAACAUCAUCAACGGACUGCCAAGUGUUCACUCGCUGCACGUUACGAGCGAUGACUUCCAGGACGGCAUUCUGGCACAAUACCAAAAUUCGUUGUCCGACACUAACUUAAAGUUUAUGGUCGGUGUGACCUUCAAUGGUACAGCAAUUGAGGCAUGGUUCAACAAUCAAGCUUACCACACGGCACCGCUAGCUAUCAACACCAUAAACAAUGCGAUUUUGAAGAGUGUAUCAGGAAAUGCAACCAGGGCUAUCAAUCUGGUAAACAAGCCGUUGCCAUAUACUCAAGAUUCAAAAAUGGCUCAGUUGUACAUUGGAAACAAUUCAGGAUUUAAUGUUGCCUUCAACAUCGGUUUCGCGAUGGCUUUCGUGACUGCGAUGUACGUCGUGUUUUACAUCAAAGAACGUGUUAGUCGGGCGAAGCUACUGCAAUUCGUUAGUGGAGUGAACAAAAUUAUCUUCUGGUUUACUGCUUUCGUCGUCGACUAUGUGAUAUUCGUUCUCAUUUCCGUGAUUUUAAUUGCCGUAUUGGCAGCAUACCAACAGGAUGCGUUCAGCACAGCCGAAGAGUUGGGCAGGAACUUUGCCAUUUUGGUUCUGUUCGGAUUUGCUGCUUUUCCGUUCACUUACAUUUGCUCAUUCAUGUUUGAUAUUCCGUCAACUGGACUCGUUCGACUCUCCAUCGGCUACAUUGUUUCCGGCGUUUUCACCUACAUGGCAUUUUUCAUACUCAACAACGAAACAUUGGGACUUCAAUACAUCGCCGAACCCCUCGGCUGGCUGUUCCUAAUCUUUCCGCAUUAUUCACUGGCUCGAGGAAUCAACAAUUUGUACAUGAAACAAUCUACCAUCAACAUUUGCAACACACAAUGCGACUACUUUCCGCAGUGCAGUCUUGUCGGUGUGGCCGGUCUCUGCGACAGUGUUCUUAUUGAUUGUAGCGGCAACAUAAUCGAUCCGACUUUGAAAUUGAUUUGCGAUGUGAAGAAGUCGUGUUGCGAACAGAACUUUUUCGAUUUUAGUGAGAGUGGUGUCGGUGUGCAGCUGGUGGCACUAUUCGUUAUCGGUGUCGUCAGCUUUGUCAUAUUAUUUGUCAUCGAAUUCCGAUGGCUGCAGAAUUUGUAUUUCAAAUUGAGAGCCAUCAAUCGUCGCAAGGAUAUACCGGAGUCAGAAGACGGCACUGUUGACUCCGACGUGAUGAAUGAAAAGAAUAAAAUCCGGUCGAUCACUGCAUAUGCUGAUAGCAGUAACAAUCUCAUUGUAAAAGAUUUUACAAAAUUCUACGGGAACAUACUGGCCGUGAAUCAGAUUUGCGUCGGCGUUAAAAAAUCCGAAUGCUUUGGUCUGCUCGGAGUGAAUGGUGCUGGGAAGACGUCCAUGUUCAAGAUGUUAACUGGUGAUGAAACCAUAACAUCCGGCGAAGCUUGGGUUGAGGGCAUCAGCAUCAAAUCGGACAUGAACAAAGUACACCAGAGAAUCGGUUAUUGUCCGCAAUUCGAUGCUUUGUUCGAUGAUUUGACUGGCCGGGAAACGUUGCGAAUUUUCGCUCUCUUGCGAGGCAUUCCGACAGACGAAAUCGAUGAGAUUUCGACGCGACUGGCCAUGGAAUUGGCUUUCACCAAACAUCUGGACAAACGCAUUUCGGCGUACAGUGGCGGAAACAAGCGUAAACUUAGCACAGCUUUGUCUUUGAUAGGAAAUCCGAGUAUCAUUUAUUUGGACGAGCCUACCAGCGGAAUGGAUGUUGGCGCCCGUCGUCAAUUGUGGAACAUGGUCAUCAAAGCCAUGAAGUCUGGCAAAUCGAUUGUACUGACAUCACACAGCAUGGAAGAGUGUGAAGUCUUGUGUACCCGUCUGGCGAUCAUGGUAAAUGGUGAAUUUAAGUGUCUGGGCAGCACUCAGCAUUUAAAGAACAAAUUUUCGGAAGGAUUCUUCCUAACCAUUAAAAUCAAGCGUGAAACUUCCACCAUCAAUCCUUCGGAGCAGCAAAUUGAUGAAGUUAAAGAUUUUGUCAAUUCCAAUUUUACCAAUGCCAUUUUGAAGGAACAGUACAUGGACAUGCUGACUUAUCACAUUCCAACCGCUAACAUUCAAUGGUCAGAUAUGUUUGGAAUGAUGGAAGAUGCCAAAGAUAGAUUGUCGAUUUCGGAUUAUUCGUUGGGUCAGACAUCAUUGGAGCAAGUUUUUCUGUUUUUCACAAAAUACCAGCGAAUAAGCGACUGAUGGAAAUUUGUUUAAUUUAUUUUUUGUAAAUCAAAAGUUAAGUGUAAGGAAAUCCAAAAGAGAAAGGGAUUGUUAUUGUCGGUAGAUAUUAAUGAAUUAGACUUGUGGCAUGGCCUCUUGCACAUUAAUAAAUUUAUAUGUUGUGACGUCA